UUUGCUGGCUGAGGAUGUUACUAGCAUCUUUCCUCUGUUGUUAGAAAAAUGUCUUAGAAUGUAUUUUUUAUUUAUUUUCUUUUUUACUCCUAUGGUUAGAAUUAGUUGCAGAUUCAAAAUUCGCUGGGGAAACUAAUAAUCAGAUAUAUCUAGACUCAUUGCUCUCCUAAGCCUUGUCUCCUUAGGCAAAUAUAUUAAAAUUUAAAGCUUAUUCUGAUCUGGACAUAUAUUUUGCAAAUAGUGGAGCUGAACACAAAUCCUCAAGCAGAUUUGGCUGGAAAUAGAUCUCCAGUUUCCCAAUUCCCCAUCAAAUUCCCUGCAUUGCUACUUGCUGUGGGAGAGGAGCCCUAACAUAUGUUUGUGAAUGCGAAAAGCUGGAAAACACUGACAGCUAGAGUUUAAAUAGUUCAGGGGGGAGAGUCAGCAGUCCUAUCUGGGACUGUGCACACAGCUAUGAGAGCAUGUCACACUGGAGCGCUUCUCCACCCCAACCCAACAAAUUUAGAUCCAUCCUCAAAAAUAGCCAGGGAACAACGUAUAAUUGGUUUCACAGACAACACAUUCUCAUGGUGUGAUUUAUUUCGUAACGUCUAGUGAGUGUCAUCACGCCGCACUCAAAGCCUCAGAGCUGGCAUUCAGUGAGGGCCCAGAGAAUGAAAAUUACCAGCUUCCCUGAUGAAUCACUGCUUUGAAAAUUCACCCUUGUGAGAAUCCUGUGACUAUUUAGAUAAAAAAAAAAAAAAGAUAUUACAAGCCCAUCUAUCACUCAUAUAAUUAUCCCUUUCUAGGUUUGAUGUGGACAGGGCAGCAUUCCUAAAGCACCAUAAACAAGGCCAGGACCAAUAAUGGCUUUAGAAAUGAAGUGGAGAAGUUCUCACAAUUAAGGUGGAGAACGAGGACAGCUACGGAUGGGAGCAUAAAUACACAGAAAGGCAGGUCUGUGUGUGCACUGUGGCCUCCAGUGCUGAGACGACACCUCCUGCAUACAUUGCUUGGCUUGGACUAAACAGCUACCUGCAGCAUGAAGGCAACAGGUGCCUUAGUGCUUCUCAGCCUGCUGCUGCUCUCUUUCUUCUCGGAUGUUGCAGGUCAAGACAUUGAAGAGAUUUGUAGAGAGUUCGUAAACAGAAGCGUGUACUGCACAAGGGAGUCCAACCCUCACUGUGGCACGGAUGGCAUCACAUACGGAAACAAGUGUGCCUUCUGCAAGGCAGUGCUGAGAAGCGGAGGGAAAAUAAGAUUGAAGCACCUGGGGAAAUGCUGAGUCCUCAAUGUCACCGAGCAGCAACAGC
Messenger RNA from Pezoporus occidentalis (night parrot), 1292 nucleotides. Its product is annotated as serine protease inhibitor Kazal-type 6-like. NCBI's taxonomy places the organism in Eukaryota, Metazoa, Chordata, Aves, Psittaciformes, Psittacidae. The coding region runs from base 1022 to 1264 and encodes 80 amino acids. Gene Ontology annotation, molecular function: protein binding. The record is from RefSeq and is a predicted model, not a curated record. The transcript is spliced from 4 exons.